Messenger RNA from Drosophila arizonae, 567 nucleotides. RefSeq lists its product as uncharacterized. The record is from RefSeq and is a predicted model, not a curated record. NCBI's taxonomy places the organism in Eukaryota, Metazoa, Arthropoda, Insecta, Diptera, Drosophilidae.
AUGAAGUUGCCAGCAGUGCUAGUGCUGCACAUAUUGCUACUAAGAGCUAAGCUCUCCCUGGGCUGGGCUUUAUAUGUGUUCACUGCAAAGAUAACGAGCUUUGAGUCUUUGGUUGGCAUCGAGCAACAUUUAAUUGAUUUUCGUAAUAUUAGCAUUGUGGGCGAAGAUCAUGCGCUGAAUGGCACGGUUCGCAUACUGGAGGACAUGGAUCCGAGGCAGUUUCAAAUGUCCAUCGACUUUCAGCACGAUCCCAGGCUCAGUGAUCAGUGGCGUGUGAUGAUCCUGUCUGUGCCGAUUAGGGAUGUCUGCACGGCAAUGCGUCUAUUUGUGGGCACCUACGCCAAGACGACGCUGCAACUGGGCGAAAACACGAAUCUUCCCUUUACGGGCACCGAAUGUCCUUUGCCCCGGGGCGUUUACUAUGUGAGAAAUCUGCUGAUUAAUACAGACACCUGGCCGGACUUGAUGCCCUUCGGCGGCUUUCGGCUCAAUAUGCGUUUCUAUAAGUUCGGCAGCUUUGUGGGCGGCUUUCGACUAACUCUGCACGUGGAGCGUAAGCCUUUGUAA